Molecule: messenger RNA, 5976 nt
Organism: Naegleria lovaniensis
Lineage: Eukaryota; Heterolobosea; Eutetramitea; Acrasida; Naegleriidae
Exons: 2
Coding region: 1-5976 (1991 amino acids)
Biological process (GO): endosome organization; regulation of early endosome to late endosome transport; receptor-mediated endocytosis
Cellular component (GO): endosome membrane
Source: RefSeq, a predicted model, not a curated record
AUGGGUCAAGCGUAUUCCAACCUACCACCAGAGUUUGAACAAGCACUCCGGAAGGUGUUACAUUUUAAUUCUGAAACACUACAACAAACAUGUCCAUCAUGGGAGCAACAAGUGGAAGUAAUUCGGGAUAUGAUUCUACCAUUAUAUGAUCAUGCUCAAUUUAAACAUUUUAUUCAAACAAAAAUAGAUGCUCUUGUUCUCAAGCAUUUAGGAUUUAUUUUGUCCUAUUUAAUUAAUAAUGUGUAUAAUGGAGUGAUCAACUCAUCGGAGUCAGAACAUCAUCAUCAUCAGCUUACGGUUCAACAAUCCAUGCUUGUUUUGGAGAUUGAAAAAAUUAUUAUUUGUAUCUAUGAAUUAGCCUCAUACAUGUUAUCAAAUCCAUUUCUCUAUCAAUCACUUGCACUGAAUUUAUUACAAAGCGAAAAAGACAAGCCCCAAGAGAAGGAAUUAGUGUAUAAUUACUAUAUUGAGCCUGCGUUUUACUUUAUUGCGAAUAGUAAAAUUCUAGAAACAGUGCUCAAGUUUUUGAAAGAGUUGAUCAGUGGUGGAGGAAGCAGAGCCAUGUUUCUUUCACCCAGCACUGGUAGCAAUCCCGAAGAGGAUAAAAUCAGCGAACGAAAAAAACAAGAUUUUUUAGGAUCUAUUUUAGAAAUUCAACAACAUUUUUCAUUGAAAUCCAGAGGAUUUGAGCUGUUUUACACAAUUUUGGAAUUCUAUCUACAUGGAGAGAAACCAAAGAAAUCCAAAAAGCUCGCUUUGAAGACUCACUCUUGUCAUGUCAUUUUGAUCACCUUGGACAUUUUGAAAACAAUUUUAGAUCAAGAAAAUUCACAAGUCUCAAAGUACUUUUGUUCCACUUUUGGGCUUCAGAAAGAUACAACUCUUAACGAUAGAAAGAAAUUUUGUCAAACCAUUCUGUUAUUAUGUCAAGUUUAUCCUUUAACUCCAAUUCAUCAAGAAGAACACGAAGUUGAUUUGUUCUUCCUUAUUAGGAUGAAUGCCAUUCAUUUAUUAUUUAUUCUUCUCAACGAGUCGUCUGUGAUAGGAAGACAAAAUAUUUUAGAGUGUAUUAUAAUAUUUGGUGCGUUAUUACACCAACUGAGAGGCUUACUGUUAUCUCCACAACAAGCAUCAGAUCACUCUGCAAAGCAAACUCUGAUUAGUAUGGAAUUUUUGCGAGUGUGUUGCAAUGUUGAUUGUGGAAAGACAUACAUUAAUCCAUGCGAAAUUUUGGUCCACAAUCUUUUACCGUCGCAGCUAGUGAAACAACUUGUUAACCAACAAAAGCAACAAGAUGCGAGUACGCAUGAAGCAAAUAUUUUGUUACGCGAUUCAUCAUCCUACGAUCUGAUAUGGAAUCAACAGAUGAGAGAUGAGCUGUUAAAAGUACUCGACAGUGAAAUUCUACUCACCGAAGAUCGACUUGCUUCCAUCUCUAAUGAUUUGCAAUGGACAUCAGCACUCAAUAUGUCCAAAGAUCUCAAAAUUAGAUACAAGACAAUUUCUAAUGAAAUUGAAGUGAAUGGCAUUUAUAUUGAGAGAGCUAUUGAAUAUGUUUCUUCUCAUCCCGAAGACACUGUAGAAAAUUUGCUCACUUUUGACACUUUUGAGGGUCUCUACGAGAAAAUGUUCUUACUUUCAAAUAUUGAUAAGGAGGACGUGGAAAUGAAGAACAGAAUUUUAGGUUGUCUCUUCAAACUGAAUGAAAUUAUUCGAUUGGGACAACAUAUUCCUCUCACACCAUCUGAUAAGACAGACAAUGAACUAACAAUUUUGAACAGCAAAAAUGCUACCAUGCACCGAAUGAAUUACUUGUCGCUCUUACUCUCUGUGAAGCACUUUAAAGAUGAAUACUUUUAUAAUACGACAUUAUUAAUUUCUUCCAUUCUUUCCAAUAAGAAAAAGAUACACUCGUAUAUGGAAGACCUUGAUAAGGAAGAUACUUUACACAAUUUAAUGUUACAUAUGGCAAGAGAACAACUAGUGGCAUAUCAUGUACAAACAUCAAGCACUACGUAUGCAGAUGUCGAAGCUGUACGACGAAUUUUAUCUCUCCUCUAUAUUUUAGGAGAAUUGUUAAAUCAUAGACCAAGAAGAAUGGUUGAUAUUGUCAAUAACCCACAUUAUGUCAAUGUCCUCGUCAUGAAUUUGAACAUACGUUCGAAUAGACCAGAAAAACUAGAGUUGAUAUGGCAAACCGUUUUUCUGAUUCACACACUCGUUGAAUCUCCUCUCUACAACUCGUCAUCGUUGAGACAAAAUUUACACAAAACAGGAAUUUUUGAAAUCAUGCUCACAAUAAUUACUACCAUGGAAGAGCACAGUACCAAAUGUCUUGCAACCAUCGCCAAGUUCUUGAAGAGUUUUCACAUGAUACCAGUUUCAGAAGCCUGUACUGAAUAUUAUUCGUAUCUCAGAUAUUUCCUACCAAGCCAAUUGCUUAAACUGUUAAACAGUGACAAGGACAAGGAUGUUGAUACAUUUAUUUCUGCUGUUUCAAAGAAAGAUCAUAACUCUCCAUUCCUCUUUUGGAAUUCUAGUCAUAGAGCACUGUUGUGCGAAACUUUGAAAAAUCGAUUCAAAACGUUUGACGAGAAGAGAUUGGGCUUGAGCUCUCAAAUUAUAGAAACACAACAGAUGGAUCCUUUAAGGCUACCAAAAUUGAUAUUUUCUACUUCUCCAUCAACAAGCUAUCUUUACGGCUAUGAAGAACCAACUGUGUUGAAAUAUGUUGACCUUGAAGAAAAAUUAUCCGUACAUGACAUUUUUGUUGAGGGAUUUGUGAACAGUGUGCCUAGCAAUGACGUGGAAACCGAUACACCUAUCCAUGAAAUUGUGGAUCCAGAAAUAUUUCUCUCCAAAUUAAUUGAGGCCCUGGAACAAGAACAAAACAGAAAUAAUGCAAAUUUAAUCGUUCAGGCUCAAACAAAGCUCUAUUAUCAAUUCUCAUUGGGUAAAUUUACACCAAGUCAAUCCUCCUCCAUUCAUUUCUUAAAAUAUCAGGGCUAUUCCAGUUUAUUUAGAAAGUACACCUCAAUGUUGAGUGAGACCCAAGACAUUUCAGAAAUCAUUCAUGCCUUAAAUAUUGUCGUACAUUUAUUAGCUAGCCAAUUGGAGCCAGAACCUGAGAUUUCACACAGAAACAAAUUGCUCUUUAUCACAUCAGGAGGAUUAAAUUUCGUGUCAGUGAAUAUCCUAAAGGAACCUGCUUGUAGAAACAAUGAGCAAUUAAUGAUCAAUUGUCUAAGAGUACUUGACGCCAUUGCUGACGUGUUGAUGCCUGUCGCGUUAGAGGAUGAAGAGCGUAAAUUAGUUCCAACAAGUUUCUUUGACGAUUUUGUUCCAUUGCUAGAACCUCCAUACAUGCACAAGUAUCCAGAAAUAUCCUUGAGAACCAUACAUUGCAUUAGGAAAUAUGCCAAACAUCAACAAAUUGAUUUGGAAACAGCAAAUGCGCCUCCAGUAUCGAACUCUCCUUCAGAAUUACUUAAGGACAACUCAAGAUUAAUUCAAAACAGAUUUAAACUGAUGUUACAAUUGGUACAUCUUGGAUUGCUUUAUCAGCUGCCUGAAAAUGCCAUGAGUGAAUCUAAUAGCGACUCUAUUUCAUUCAUGAAAACGAUUUGUUUGGCAUGUAUUGAAAUUAUACAUCAUUUGCUUUCCUCACAACUGAGUUCAGUAUUUGAAAGAAGUUUGGAGAAAAUUUUAGGAAAGAACAUUGUUACUUGCUUGUUACAAAUCAACAGCAACAACAAUAGAAGGUCGCCAUCCAAUUUGAUUUUACUAUUUCCAGGCGUUCAAACCUUUGAUGAUUUUUAUCAAUUUAUUCGAACUGAUCAUUCCGAUUACUUAUUGGUAUGGAAUAAGGAAAUUCGAGGAGAUUUGCAAUCUCUCAUUCAAGCAUGCAACAACAAUGACAAUGAGAUGGUGAAUCAAUGGAUUCAAAGCUUUUCACCCAAUACUUUGAAACUUGAAGGUAUUUUGCCGUUAUUGAACCCACCGAUUGAUAUUUACACAGAACGUCUUUACAGAGCAUUCAAAGAUAGCAAUAUAAGCAGUCUUAGUGAAUUUUUCGAGCACAUGAAUGAAACCAUUGUGAACUCCACGACCUUUGUGCAAAGUUUAGUUUCUAGUUUACAUGCACUUUUGGUGGAAGAGUACAAACAAAAAUCUGUCAUGAAGGAUCGCUUGAGACCUCUUUCCAUCCAAAUUCGACUUUUGCAUCUCGUUAUUUGUAGUGAAGAUUCAACAGAUCCAACAGCAGAAACACAAGAACAACAAUUAAUAUUCCUCAACGAGUCUUAUCAGCAAAUUGUGGUUCAUUUGUAUCACUUGUUGGUUGGAUAUCUUGACACUCUCUCCGAACAAGAAGCUUACAUUUUGGAUGCUCUCGACCAAAUAUAUCAAAUUCUUUCGAGAAUAUCGAAAUUCUAUACGAAAUUUUAUACCAAGAUUGGCUCACAAAAAACAAGAGAUUUCUACAAAUUGCUGUUGGGAUGUUUACACAAAUAUCUUGUGUAUGCACUCUAUGCCAAACAAACUCUACCAAGACAAGAGGUUCUAUUAUUGAAUAUUAUGGAUAGUAUGGCUCAUUUCUUCAAGACUCAACUGGAUGCGAACGAACGAUCUACUUUCUGUGUGAACAAUGGCUUAUUUGCAACAGUUCUAUACGGCUCUGUUGUGGGAGGAAAAUUUGACAAAAUGGCCGUACGAAAGAAGGCAACUCAGUUGAUCUCCCUCUUUGUGAAAUUAUCCAUUGAAUCGAUCCAUCCACUAUUGAAACAAGCAUUAUUCCCACUCUCUCAUACAUUCCUUCAGCAAGGAGAUGUGGAAGGAUUCAUCACCUAUUUUGAUGAGGAUCAUGUCAAUCCAGAGGUUAUUUGGAAUGCAAAAUCAAGAGAAUUACUUUCUACAUAUUUGGAUGAACAUUUGAAACAAGUGUUCAAUCACUUUUUUGUUACGAAACGAUUGGAGGAUUAUUCAUUUGAUGUACAAUCAUUUACUAACACGUUUAUACUCGAGAGUGAAUAUGGUUACAAGAUUGGUCCAGUAUAUUUGAACAAGUAUAACGAAACUCCUUCCUAUAACUUUACAACGAUCACCAAUCAACAAUUUUUGGAAUUAAUUAUUGAAAGACUUUCUACUUUAUGUGCCAAAUUUGAAGAGACAAAAGUGAAUAACACAGAUGAAAGAAAAACUAUUUGGAGAACAGCAUUCAACUUUAUACAAAAUCAAUCACUAUACUCUGACAAAUCUUUAGAGAACACUACAAGUCAAAUUCCUUCAAAUGUUGAGCAACAACUUUUACUUUUAUUAGAGCUAUUCUGUAGAGAGAUUAUUUAUAUUACUCAAUCAGAGGAGAAGCAAGAUCUAUUUGUCAUCAACUUGCUCUGUUUCUUGAGUUCCUUCGUGAAAAAGUAUUCCCAUACUUUUUGUCAAUUUUUGAAUAAUUUUUCUGACUUCUCCACCAUCUUGUUAAAUGUUGGCAAUCAGUACAGAAAUAUUUUGAGAUCUGUCUUGCAAAUACUUUUAGAUCUAACAUCCAUGUUAAUUUCCUCCACCUCAACAACAACAACAACUACACAAGACCCAUCCACUGCUGCAACACUUACAGCCUCAACCACAACGACACCAACACAAAUAUCAACUCCAUUAUUUGAGUCUUUGAUGGAUCAACUUGGGUCUGAACUGAACCUGGCUUACAUUUUAGUAUUCAUUGUGAACAAAAUUCAACCUGCCCAGUGUGCUGAAUUUUUAUUGAACUUUUCCAAAGUAGACACUCACUUGACUCAAUUCCUCACUGAAACGUAUGGCAUUCCUCAAACAUUUUUCAAUUCUACUCCUGAAGGACUUGUGGAAAGUAUUCAUUCUGUGAAUAAUAAUGAAGGUUCUGAAUGGACAGAAGAACAGUUUCAAAAUCUUUGUACCAAAUGUCAACAAAUGGUUUCAGAAUUUGAACAACAACAAGUUGUGUAG